GUUGUGGGGUAUCUCUUAUUUAAUUGCACUAUCUUGUUAUUUAUCUGCCUGUUUAUCUGUUACAUAUAAAUUUGUUGUCUUAUUUUAUCUGCCUGUUUAUCUGUUUCAUAUAAAUUUAUUGUCUUAUUUUAGUCAGUCAAGAUAGCAAAUAGAAAUUUAAUUGGGUUAUUCCAGUAAACUAUGAUGGUAUUAUUAUAGAACAGAUCUUCAUUUAGUUCACUGCUAAUAUAUACUUGCAUGUGGUGUUGUGCCAUCGCAAUUUUAUCGAAGUGCAUAGACACAUGUUGGAGUAAAAGGCGCUGGCGGUCUGAGAACUUGUGUUGCGGGUGCACUUAAGUCCCACUACUUGCAAACCGAAAAAAUUCGUCACAGAACUUGCGUUUCGGGCUUAUCUAGGUCACAACCGCCAGUUGGACCGGUCUUCUUCCCGGUUUUCUUCGUUCGCGGUCACGCGAGGCUCACGUGUGAGCUCCUCCUUCCAGAUCCGAACUCGUGGUCGGCGAAAUGGGAGGCGGCGUGGGUGGCAGUGAUGUGGCCUUUGUUGGAGGUGCAGGCGGCGCGGCAACUGUAGGGAGUUCGUCCACGUCUCGCAUCCCGGACUCGCGGAUCUUCCCACAAGAGGUGUGGCAGCGCGGUGAGCCGGAGAUGUGGCCCGAACGCGGCCGCGUUCUCAUCGCUCGCCCUUCUGGCAUGGCGGCGCUCGAGCGGGCGUUCCUGGGGCAUACAUUGUAUGCCGUCAUCAUCGGGCAGCCACGAAGGAAGGUGACGCCGGAGGCACUCGCCGCGGCGGUAAAGUUUGAGUGUGGCAUCCUGCCGUCGGAGAUGACAGUGGAGGUAACCGGCCCACCAUUCCACUUCUUUUUGCGGUUCCAUUCAGUGGAGGAUUGCACUCGUGUGGUGUACGCAUCGGAACAGCUGCGCUGCGGCGGAAGCAGAAUUGGUUUUCAGAGGUUGUCAAGCUGGUCGCGUGGCAAGCCGUCACAGCUGCCGUACAAGACGACGCUUAGUUUGGAGGGGCUACCGGAAGAGGCGUGGGAUGAAGACACUAUAAACCUGGUGCUCGCACGUGUCGACGGCGAGCUCAUCGACAUGCUCCCUUCUACAGACAAGUGGUUGCUGCAUUGCACGGCGUUGCCUGCACCUCCUCUGCAACCUUGGAAGCCAGACUCUGAUGACGAGAAUGCUCAUUCACCGCCGCGUCCGCUCUCUCCAACUGAUCGUCGAUGCAUCGAUUUUACUGUGAUCAUGCAUGUGAAGGAGGUCAUUAACCGUGGGCCAUUGCUAACAGAAGGUUUGGCUGAUGAAUUCCUCCCUCACGAAGGUGUUGAUCUAACACGCAAGCACACAUUUGCAACCUGGCGAGGCAAGAUAGAUGGCAUUGGCCCUGGAACAAAUGGCAAAGCUUAAGAGCACUAUAAUAGUUAUCUUAUUUGAGGUUGUGAUUGUAAUAGCACUGUAAUAGCUAUCUUAUUUGUUUCCUGGCAGACCUUGUUAAAUUAUGCUAAGAAAUGUCUAUUUGGACU
This is a messenger RNA of Hordeum vulgare subsp. vulgare (domesticated barley), 1523 nucleotides long. RefSeq lists its product as uncharacterized. The record is from RefSeq and is a predicted model, not a curated record. NCBI's taxonomy places the organism in Eukaryota, Viridiplantae, Streptophyta, Magnoliopsida, Poales, Poaceae. The transcript is spliced from 2 exons. Bases 505 to 1407 code for a protein of 300 amino acids.